AAUUACAUUGGUCCAGCUUGCACCCAGGGGCGGACUGACCAUUUGGAAAUGCGGGCACUGCCCGAGGGCUUGGGGUCAGUAGGGGGCCCCAUGAGAUGCCCCUGGUACCUUUUUCAUAGGCUUUUUUGAGUUUGGGCAAGGACACAGGGGCCCCAUGAUCCCCUAUUGCCGGGAGCUCCAUGAGUUGUCAGUCCGCCCCUGCUUGCACCUAAUAAUUUAUUGGACGUAUACAAUGGAUAAGUACAGUGCAUGCAUCCACCCCCUCCCCAACCCCCCCCCCCAUACA
This is a messenger RNA of Staurois parvus, 286 nucleotides long. The record is from the annotation of a GenBank genome assembly. Lineage: Eukaryota; Metazoa; Chordata; Amphibia; Anura; Ranidae.